GAGUGUUACAAUUCUCUACUCAAGUGUUGGCGGAAGCUUUUGCGGUUGGAGUAAUUUGGCUUCAUGGUCCUCCAAGGACUGUGGUUCCUGACCGGGACCCCAGGUUCUUACACUCCUUUUGGCAAGAAAUUAACCGCUUACAGGGAUCUACUCUUGCUGGGAGUACUGCCUAUCAUCCACAAUCGAAUGGGCAGUCUGAACUCUCAACAAAUGUGUAGAGAAGUAUCUCUGAUGCUAUGUUGCGGAUGUGCCUUCGAAGUGGGUCGCUAUGCUACCUUGGGCUGAAUAUUAGUACAAUACAUCCUACCAAACAUCAGCAAAGAUGACCCCUAUUCAAGCUUUUUAUGGUCAUGAACCCCUGACUAUUGCUCGCUACAUAAUGGGCAGCAUUGCUAGCGAGCUAGUGGAAUCAUAUUUGCUCCAACGAGAUGAAGUGUUGCAGUUGCUCAAGCACAACUUGACCAAGGCACAAACACGCAUGAAGACUUUCGCUCACAAGUCCAGUACUGAGGUUAUCUUUGAGAUUGGAGACUGGGUUUAUGUCAAAUUAAAGCCCUAUAGGCAAGUUUCUCUUCGUUUGCAAAAGGAUCACAAACACGGUAGACGUUACUUUGGUCCUUCCAAGUCAUCAAGAGGGUUGGCUCAGUAGAUUAUAAGUUGGCACUUCCGAAGGCUGCAAAGAUUCACCCUAUAUUUCAUGUCUCUAUCCUCAAGCGAUGUGUUGGAAAUCCAGACCAACAAGUUACUCCGCUACAAUUGACUAUUUUGCAGAUCCAACCUUGAGGACAAGGGUGCUUUGCAGAGAGGGGGUAUUGUUGUAAAUACAAACAUGCUGGUAGAUAACAAAGAUGACAGGGAGGAUGCCACAAAAGAAGAGCACAUGGGUAUGCCACGUAAGGGUGCUAGAAGAGUGAUUCCUCCUGCUAAACUUGGGAAUUACGUUUGGAAAAGAAGAAGGGUACGUGAGUAAAAAGGCAAAAUUUGUUAGAAGGAUAGUGGAUUCUGAUUUUCUCAUCUCUUUCUUCUGAUCUCUCACCCCCUUCUUUCAUCUACCCUUAGUUACUCUACUCUAUGCAAUUUCUAUUGUAAUAGUGGUAUUUUGAUUGUUGCUAUAGCGCGCCAAUUCUUAAUACCAGUUAAGAGUUUUGUUACUGUUCUAUAAAAUUUGCUUUUGUUACAUAUAUAUUGUCCUUGUAAUCUACCAAGCAUCUAUGGAUUUAUU
Lycium ferocissimum is the source of this 1222-nucleotide messenger RNA. RefSeq lists its product as uncharacterized. The coding region runs from base 323 to 649 and encodes 108 amino acids. The record is from RefSeq and is a predicted model, not a curated record. The transcript has 2 exons. NCBI's taxonomy places the organism in Eukaryota, Viridiplantae, Streptophyta, Magnoliopsida, Solanales, Solanaceae.